Messenger RNA from Osmia lignaria (orchard mason bee), 3729 nucleotides. It is a transcript of the gene Lkb1, whose product is annotated as Lkb1/serine/threonine kinase 11. Gene Ontology annotation, molecular function: protein serine/threonine kinase activity; protein kinase activator activity; ATP binding. The record is from RefSeq and is a predicted model, not a curated record. NCBI's taxonomy places the organism in Eukaryota, Metazoa, Arthropoda, Insecta, Hymenoptera, Megachilidae. Gene Ontology annotation, cellular component: cytoplasm. Gene Ontology annotation, biological process: regulation of cell growth; establishment of cell polarity; protein phosphorylation.
AUUUUUUUUAACAAUAUGAAAAUACUAUGAAUAAUAUCCUCCUAUGCACAUAGCUAGUAUUCAUUACAAAAGGAAAUUACAAAGUAAUUGUUACAGGAUACACAAAAUGUUAUAUUUAUAAUGUUAAAAGAUGAUUUAUUUAAAUAUGACAUUACCGACUUAAUAUUUUUUUUUUUUUUUUAGUUUUCAGUUAGAUAAGCAUAAUACUUUCAAAUUUAAGCGCUAGUAUAGUCAGUACAUGUGUUCCGGAACUAGGCUGAUGAUCGUAUCCUUUGUUAUCACAAGCCGUGGUGGCAUACACAGCUGUAAUUCACAACAAUGGUGGUGCCGGUCGUGUUUUAGGUUAAAAUUGUGUGGUUUUCAGUGAUUUUAGUCCGAUUAGCAUUGUGAAAAAUGGACAAUAGGAUUACAAUAUGUGACCCGGACGAAGAAGAAGAAAUCGACAAUGAAAUAUUUCGAGAUAUUGAGCCAGUCACGUGGAUCAAUGAUGAUCCAAACUAUGAUUUGGAUGAAAUCAACAUGUUCUUCCAUAGGGUGGAUUCAGAUCAAAUUAUAUACGAAGAGAAAAAGAAAAAAUGUAAAUUUAUUGGUAAAUAUGUUAUGGGUGAUGUUCUUGGUGAAGGUAGUUACGGAAAGGUGAAAGAAGUGCUGGACUCAGAGACACUUUGUCGAAGAGCCGUGAAAAUUUUAAAAAAGAAGAAACUUCGUAGAAUCCCAAACGGAGAGCUUAACGUUCAACGGGAGAUAAAACUAUUAAGGAUAUUAAAACAUAAGAAUGUAAUUAACCUUGUAGAUGUUUUAUAUAAUGAUGAAAAGGAGAAGAUGUACCUAGUUAUGGAAUUUUGUGUAUGUGGAUUACAGGAUAUGCUAGGAAGCACACCCCUUAAGAAGCUUCCAAUUUGGCAAGCACAUGACUAUUUCUGUCAGUUGUUGGAUGGUUUAGAAUACCUUUAUAGUAAAGGAAUAGUACACAAAGACAUAAAGCCAGGAAAUUUGUUAUUAGCUUUAGAUGGUACUUUGAAGAUUAGUGAUUUUGGUGUUGCAGAGGCAUUAGACAUGUUUUCUGAAGAUGAUACGUGUAAAAUGGGACAAGGUUCACCAGCAUUUCAACCUCCUGAAAUUGCAAAUGGCUGUGAAACAUUUUCUGGUUUUAAAGUAGAUAUAUGGAGCAGUGGAGUUACAUUGUACAAUAUAACCACAGGUCAAUACCCUUUUCAAGGCGAUAAUAUUUAUAAAUUAUACGAAAAUAUAGGAAAAGGUGAAUAUACAAUACCUGAAGAGGUAGAAGAGCCUUUAAGAUCUCUUAUACAAGGAAUGUUACAAAAAGAUUCAGAUAAAAGAUUUAGUUUACAAGAAAUUAAAAAUCAUCCAUGGACUAUAUGCAGGUAUCCUAGAACAGAAGAAGAAGUGCCUAUACCUCCCCUUAAAGGACACAAAUGGCACAGUAUGACUGUAUUACCGUACCUGAUGGAAUAUCAUUAUGGAGGUGAUGACAAUCCAAUAUAUUACACUGAACACCAAUUGAAUGAAGAAAAAAGGCUUCAAGAAAUAGACAGAAUCAGUGAAGACCAAAAAGCUACAUGGAAUAGUCACAACAAACCUAAUUCACAUCAAAGUAAACGAAGAUGGCGUAAACCGAUUUCAUGUAUUAACGUUAAGAAAUUUCCAUCUUGUAAGCCAUCGUGAUUUGACACAUUGUCAUGCUUAUUUUUUUAUUACAUAUUUUCCUGACUAUGUCAGAUGCAAAGUUUCUCUGCAGUGGAGAUGACUGAGAAUUUAAUAAGUGCUGAAGUGCUAGGAUAGAUACCUAGCUGCAGCUUGAAUUGAAUAUGAAAUUUAAACUAAUUCGAAAACAUUAAAUGUCAACAUUUGUGAUAUUAAUAUUAAAUAGUCAUAGUAGAUAAUUCAUCAUGCUCUGUUAAUUAUGAGGUUAACGACUCGACGCCCAAAUAAAGUAAUUUUCUUUCAUGUGCCAUAAUGCAGUUACAAUUAUUAAUAUCUAUUGUUAAAGAUCUUUUUUGUAUAAUCUUUUUUCCUUUUUUGUUGACCUGAAUGAUAAAAAAUCAAUUAAAAAUACACUACAUGAACUUUUAAAAUUAGUUUCAAUAUCAUUCUUAUCUUGAUUUGAUACUUUAUUAAAUUCGUAAUAUUAGUGGAUUCAAGAUAUAUCAUCUUAAAUUUAAUGUGCAUAGUACUUUUUAUUAAUUUCACUGUUGUUAAACACAAACAUUUGUCUUGUUUUUAUUCUUCAUUAAAAACAAGAACUUGUAUUUAUUAAAUUCGUUUGCGUAUUAUAUUAACAAACUAUUUGUAACAUACAAAUUCAACAGUCAGUGUUAUAAUGGAGGAUAAAAUAUAAAUUAUUUGAUCAUAACAAAUAAUACUUGGUGCUGGUGAAUACCAAAUGCGUUUCACAAAUACCAUUUUUGGUUGAUAUUGAAAAUUUUCCUCCAAUAUAUGUACAUGUUAAAAAUAUUUUAUAUAUAAAUUGUUAUUUAGAAAAUAUGAUCUGUGUUUGUAGACUCUAUGUAUAUUAUAAUAUUAUCAUUGCGAAAUGACUUAUAAACACUUAAUGCAAUACUUGUAAUGACUUAAUAUAUGACAGAUAUUAAUUCUCUUAUGAUGAAAGAGUAUAAAGGAUUGUUUCAGAUGCAUACUUAGAUAUUAUUGAAGCGUACUUGAAUAUUAUUAGAUCUAAAAAUGAUAUUGUUACUUUAUGUCUGCUUUUAAAACUUUAAGUAUUUCAAAAUUGUGCUUUAAUAUUAUAUAAAAUAAUGUCAAUGUUGUGUGGUCAAUAUGACGUAUAUUAUUAAUACCUUUGUACAUAAUCACGUACAUACACAUAUUUCAACUAUGAAUUGUAAAUUUAACAUGUAAAAAAUACACGUUCGAUCAAUUUGUUUGGAGGAAACAUGUAUUACAUGCAGAAUACGCUUCAGCAGUAAAACAAUUAAUUUCACAAAAGAAAUGUUUGAAUGGAUAAAGAAAUAACGAAAGUUUUUUGUGAUAAGAGUAAGAAUCAUGCUUUCUGUCAUAUCAACAUGAUUUUAGAUAUUUUUAUUUUGAUUAUACCAUUUAUACAGAAAUAAAAUCGUAAUGAAAUGUUAUAAUAUAAAUAUAAAAAAUAUAAAUAUAAAUUAUUUUUCUUUGAAAAAAUUAUGGUGCCUAAAUACUGCCAGUACUAAAAGCACACGAGAAGUAGUCAAACCUUUUCUGAUUGUAUAUAUUAUACAUACAUACAUUAUUUUUAUCGUGGUAUCAACUGUUAAACAAAACAUGUGUAAUAAUUUUAUAAUGAAAUAGAAGAAGUACAUCGAUGAAAACUAAGAAAAUUUUUAUACUACUUUGUUAAUGUUCUUAUUUAUCAUAUUUUUCGAACUUGAAAAACUGGUAAUAGGUUUGAAACCAGAAACACAUAUACAAUAAAUAUAUGUGCAUUAUUUUUGCAUACCGAUAAUGUGUUAUACUUUCUAACAUCUUUUUCCUGAUUAAUUAUAAAAUUAAUAUUCAAUUUUUAGUUACUUAAAUUGUAAAUCUGUACAUCAGUAAGAGGGAGAUCAUGAAAAUAAUUGGAACUAAAGAAGAUCAUACAGCACAGUCUCGAUUAGUAAUUAUAAUUAAAUAAGACUCAUUGUUUCAUAUUUUUAUUGUAAUCAUAAAUAUAAAUUAGUAAACGAACAAAAGAAUGAAACAUUGUUUCUAGAAAGAUUAAAGUUUAUCAUUACAAAA